Messenger RNA from Alternaria alternata, 2272 nucleotides. RefSeq lists its product as hypothetical. The transcript has a single exon. Lineage: Eukaryota; Fungi; Ascomycota; Dothideomycetes; Pleosporales; Pleosporaceae. The record is from RefSeq and is a predicted model, not a curated record. Bases 199 to 1836 code for a protein of 545 amino acids.
CGAGACGCAGGCAUCGGUCAGAGAAAGUCCGGGGCAGCUGUGAGUGUAUCACAACCAUUUGCUAGACCACAUCUAUACACAUCCUUGUGGUAAAGUUAGCGGCGCCGACUUCGGGCUGGUCCAUUCAUCUGACACCAUCGUUCCUCAGUCAUUCUCACCAAUCUUAAUACCAACCCGACAAUUGCGACUACCGAGCCUAUGGACCAUCAGCGAAUGAGCGAUUGGCAAAUGCAGCCCUGGAAUGAGGACACUAUUGACCCUUCGUGGUUCUCCAACUUCCUAGCCACCGAUCCUGGCCAGGAUGCGCCUAAUGCUGCAUCUGGUGCGCCUGCCGCAUUCAGCGUUGACGACGACUUGGCAAUCGACCCGAACUUCCACGACUUUACGUUCGAAAACAUAUCACAACCAAUGAGCACUGUGACUUCUCCAAGUCAUCCGUUUGAUGCAUUCCAAUUGAAUGAGACUCACGGACGCCCACUGGUGCAACGACAACACACACUUCCACGUCGUCGAAGCAAGUACUUUAAGCGCAGAUCGACUGGAACCGCAAGUCCGAUAGCCAUACCUGGUGGAAGUCCCCGACACGAAGAAGGACAGUCGCUGGCUAUUCAGCGGUGGCGGAAUUCGCCGCCUGAAGACGAGGCUGCAUCUCUAUCGGCUAUCUACCAUGCUUUGGAAGACAGACCGGUAGGUGCUUCACCACGCAUUAGCCGACCCUCUAGUAGCGACGCCUUUCGCAAAUAUCGGGGCCCCUCGUCAACGACUAGUCUCGACAGCGCUGCCAGCGAAUCUUCAUUGCGAUCCGUGAACUCGAGCCACUCCGCCACGUCACAGUCGAAGCGUCGCAGUCAGGCCACUAAAACCCGGAAGGGCAGAGUAAGAGGCACCAAAAUGAACGACCCAGAGCGUAUCUUCAAAUGUACAUUCUGCUGCGAUACGUUCAAGCACAAGUACGACUGGACACGCCAUGAAAAGUCUUUGCAUUUAAACCUCGAAAGUUGGAUGUGUACGCCGCACGGGGCUUCUGUGGUACUACCUCUAACCGGCAGAGUACAUUGUGCAUACUGUAGUGCACUAGACCCGACGCCCCAGCAUCUGCAGCAACACAAUCAUGCGGCAUGUACCGAUGGUAACAAUACUCCGCGUGUCUUUCAUCGAAAAGAUCACCUUACCCAACACCUUCGCCUAGUACAUGGAGUCGAAACGCUACCUCUGAUUGACGACUGGAAGCUUGAGACUUUGCCAGUAAAAUCUCGAUGCGGCAUUUGCGAUGCGAAUCUGAACAGCUGGGACGAGCGAUCAGACCAUCUGGCAGCUCAUUUUCGUGAAGGCAAGACUAUGGCCGAUUGGAAAGGCGAGCACUGCUUUGAGCCCGAUGUGGCGGCUCGUGUCAUCAAUGCAUUUCCACCCUAUCUUCUUGCCGAACAAGCCAAUACCGUCGUGCCUUUCUCAGCAACUAACCCUGGAUCUAUCGACCACACAAAGCAAUUAAUCUCACGCAUCCAACUUGAAGAGCCAGCACAAGAGCCUCCGGCAGCAGAAACCACACAUACGCCUGAUCAACAAGCCUUUGAAGACUCCUUGACGGCUCUUCGAGAAUUGUCAACACAACAUGAUCACGACUUUGCUACUGUUCUUACACGCCAUCUUAGUCGCUUCGCAAGACAGCAGAUGUUAUCAGGAAUUAUUCCAACGGAUGAGAUGUUUCAACGCGAAUCGCGAAGAUUGUUGUAUCAGGAUCCGGACGAUGGGUGGAACCAAACAGUAGCUGACAAUGCCAAUUGGCUACAGGACUUUCGUCGUCGUAGUGGGCUUGAGGGGAGUCCUAACACAUGAUGAUAGUGCAACUCUGCCGUAGCUUUAAAGUGUCUUUCCAAGUCCUCUCGGCAAUCUAUCCAUACUAUCCUCUAUCUUUGCAAGAACUUGGCCGUCUAUCGUCAAACAAUACCACCCUGCAAAGUUACUCGGUCCUUGAGAUAUGAUAGAUUGAUGCUGCUUAUCUGCCCAGCUCUUCCGAAGAACUGCAACGCGCGCUUACCUGUCCAAAUUGGAUUUUCAUCGCCUAGUUCGAGAGUUAGCUGGUCUGUUCUAACUCGAGAUGCAAAUAGAACCCAGAUCGGAUCUUGAUAGACCAUGAAAAGAAGUUUCUCACCAAUCCAAUGUCCAGCCUUUGGAAUCGCCUCAGCAACGAAAUCAUCACUUAUCUGCGACCAUAUUUCUUCUAAUAGCGUCACAGGAGAAAAACUUGCUUCGCCUCCCAAUACCAGCAAUG